Molecule: messenger RNA, 705 nt
Organism: Melitaea cinxia (Glanville fritillary)
Lineage: Eukaryota; Metazoa; Arthropoda; Insecta; Lepidoptera; Nymphalidae
Product: cold and drought-regulated protein CORA-like
Exons: 3
Coding region: 92-577 (161 amino acids)
Source: RefSeq, a predicted model, not a curated record
AAGAGCGUCGGCCAACCGUAUAUAAGCCACGAGAGGGUGACCAAUUAGCACUACAUGUUGUGAAAUAACCAAAGUAAUAGCACGGAUAAACAUGGCCAAGUUUAUUAUCAUCACGUUAGCGUUAGUCGCUGUUGCAGCGGCGUAUCCAGGCGGAUAUGGAGGCUUCGGCCACGACAGUGGCUUUGGAGGCAUACAGGGCGGUGGUCACGGAGGCAAUGGAGGUCAUCAGGAUGGAUUUGGUGGCGAUAACGCAGGCCAUGAUGUUAGAUUUGGCGGACAUGGCCAAAUAUCUGAAGGUUUCCAUGGCAGCCAUGAUAGCGGAUUAGGCGGCGGUCACGGUAAUCAUGGCGGACACGAGAACCACGAUAGCUACGGUCACGGUAAUCAUGGCGGAUUCGAGGACCACGAUAGCUACGGUCACGGUAAUCAUGGCGGAUUCGAGGACCACGGUAGCUACGGUCACGAUAAUCAUGGUGGACACGAGGACCACGAUAGCUACGGUCACGGUAGUCAUAGCGGAUACGAGGACCACGGUAGCUACGGUCACGAUGGCCACAAAAGUCAUGGCAAAUAUUAAUAUGUAUCAUAAGUUAUUAAAUAAAUGUUUGUGAUAUAUAGAUAUUUUUUUUUAAAUGUGCGAUUAAUAUUUUGAUUAUAACUUUUGUCUAAAAAUAAGACGAGAUUAAAAACGAAUAAAUUCAGUGA